Messenger RNA from Pistacia vera, 1765 nucleotides. Its product is annotated as protein IQ-DOMAIN 14. Gene Ontology annotation, molecular function: protein binding. The transcript has 4 exons. The coding region runs from base 97 to 1542 and encodes 481 amino acids. The record is from RefSeq and is a predicted model, not a curated record. NCBI's taxonomy places the organism in Eukaryota, Viridiplantae, Streptophyta, Magnoliopsida, Sapindales, Anacardiaceae.
AAUCCUUUCCUUUCACACUCAUCUCAACCAUCUCUUCCCUCUCACUCACUCGCCCAUGCAUUUCCACAACUAAAACCCAACGCCUUCAUCACCACCAUGGGCAAAGCCUCCAAGUGGUUCCGUACCAUUCUCGCCCUCAAGAAGUCCGACCCCUCCUCCUCCUCCUCCUCCUCCAAAGACAAACGCCGCUGGAGCUUCGUCAAGUCCUACCGCGAAAAACACUAUCACAACAACGCCACUUCCGCCAAACACAAUUCAUUGUACGCUCAGGAGCUUCCGCUUACCGACGCUACUCCGUCUUCGGAGGGCCAGGAUGCUAACAAGCACGCCAUCGCUGUGGCAGCGGCCACCGCAGCCGUUGCUGAGGCUGCGGUCGCGGCGGCUCAGGCGGCCGAGGCCGUCGUCAGGCUCACCAGCAACAGCGGGAGGUGCGGGAACUUCACUUCCUCUUACGUCGGCAGUUGUGGUGGGGCCCUUGAUGAGGUGGCCGCGAUUAAGAUACAAUCGGCGUUUCGUGGAUAUUUGGCAAGAAGAGCUUUGCGAGCAUUAAGAGGAUUAGUAAGGCUUCAGGCACUUGUGAGAGGUCACAUUGAGAGGAAGAGAACUGCAGAGUGGCUUCGACGAAUGCAAGCAUUGCUGCGAGCCCAGGCACGUGCUCGUGCAGGACGUGCUCAAAUAUCUGAAUGUUCACAAUCAAGUGGCAAAUCUUCGAAUUUCCACCAACCGGGUCCUCCGACCCCUGAAAAAUUUGAACAUUCUGUCCGCCCAAAGAAUACAAAACAUGAAGUGUCAUUGGUACUCAAGAGAAGUGGAUCAAAACCAAAUGGUAGGGCCCUCGCUGACUAUGACAAAGCUCAUACAUGUUGGAAUUGGUCAGAUCGCCAGAUCGAUAAUCGAUCAAAAUAUCAAAAGGGAACUUCAAUGAGGGUUGGUGCUACUGAUGAUGAGAAGAGUGACAAAGUCCUUGAAAUAGAUACUGGGAAACCCCACUUUACACCCAAACGUAGAAACCUCUUUCAUUCAUCACAUCUUGCUGUAGCAUCAGAUCAAUAUAGCCAUAGUUUUACCACUUCCAAAGACUCGACAACACACCAGACAGUACCAAGUCAGUCUUCAUGUGAGGUUCAAUCUUUAAGCCCUUUGAAAUUCUCCCAUGAGGUUGAGGAAGGUUCCUUUUGUACUGCCGAAAAUAGCCCACAAUUCUUUUCCGCAUCAUCAAGGGGUGGUAGUUCCAGGAGAAGUCCCUUCACUCCCACGAAGAGUUAUGGCUCGCAAAGCUGUCUAAGUGGUUACUCAGACCAUCCAAACUACAUGGCCUACACUGAAUCUUCAAGGGCGAAGGUCAGGUCUCUUAGUGCUCCUAAACAAAGGCCUCAAUAUGAGAGAUCUAGUUCAGCGAAGAGGUACUCAGUUCAUGGGUUUGGUGAAUCAAAAUUGAAUGUGCAGAGAUUUUCCACAUUGCAUGCAAAUUUCACAAACAAAGCUUACCCAGGAUCCGGUCGCUUAGACAGUCUUGGAAUGCCUGUUGGAUACAGAUACUAAAAUAGUUUUCCAGGAUUCUAGCUUUUCACUUUUAGCAUCUAAUCUGUCUUAACUUUUGUAGUUAGUUUUCUUAUGUAAUCUUUUGUGCCAAAAAUGUAUUGAGUUGUGUAUGUUUUAGGGUAUCUAUGGGAUGAUGUAACUGCGCAACCAAAAUGUAGAUGGCCCAACCAGUACUAUAUUGAAUGAGUGGACUCGUAUUGAAUGUAAAAAAUCAUAUUAUAAA